Messenger RNA from Acytostelium subglobosum LB1, 699 nucleotides. RefSeq lists its product as hypothetical. The transcript has a single exon. Lineage: Eukaryota; Evosea; Eumycetozoa; Acytosteliales; Acytosteliaceae. The coding region runs from base 1 to 699 and encodes 232 amino acids. The record is from RefSeq and is a predicted model, not a curated record.
AUGACUCUUCCCGACUAUAUGACCGAUCGCAACGCCGUCCUCAACGACGAGGGUGUCAAGUGGCGCCACGGAGAGGCGCCCGUCUACACCAAGGCCAACACUCUGUAUGAUGAGCAGCGCACCAAUGUCCACGCCACCGACUCGCUCGAGCAUCUCGUCGAGAACCUCGUCAAGAACUGGGAGAAGGAGGCCUCCUUCAAGAUUGAUGCCGCCGACUGGCGCACGAUCGACCACAAGGUCUACAAGUUCUCGACCAACGGUGGCGAGUGGUCCACCGUCGAGGAUGUGCUGCGCGUCGGCACCUACAACGCCCUGCUCGGCGAGACCCAGUACUACUCGGCCAAGAACACCAGCUUCGAGGAGUCGCACCAGACCUUCCGCGAGUCGCUGUGCAGCGGCUUUGCCUGGGAGUGCCUCAAGGUGUACUCUGGCCCACCCAUCGUCGCCUUCAAGUGGCGCCACUGGGGCAACUUCUCUGGCAAGCUCCGCUGCCCAAUGUCCAAGACCGAGCAGAUUGUUGCCGAGCCAACCAACUCGCUCGUCGAGAUCUUUGGAAUCACCGUGGCUCACGUCAACGCCCAGUUCCAGAUUGAGAGUCUCGAGACCUUCUACGACCCAGCCGCCCUCUUCAACCAGAUGGUCAAGGGCAGUCCCUCUGUCACCACCUGUCCCAUCACUGGUCAAUCCGCCACCAACUAA